GCAGUCUUUUGGGACAGCGGAGGGGUCCGUUACUGAUGACGUCUCUGGUGAUUUGGAAGCUGUUGUAGCCGAAACUUGAUACACUGCGUUGUAUAUUAAAUUAAUGUUAAUACAUUUAAACUAAUGCAUAGUACGUACUAUAAGCCACAAAAUGGAACAAAUUGCACAUAUACAAAAUUGAAAGUUUCAGGUCAGACUAAAACAGACUCCUACAGCCCAGCCAUGCCUCAGAAACCCCAAAAGAGCGCCCAGACUUCACACUACAUUGAGCUGGGAGGUUAUCAGUACUGGCCUGUGCUGGUGCCUCGAGGUAUCAGACUGUACACCUACGAACAGAUCCCAGUGUUUCUGAGGGAGAAUCCCUACAUCACAGAUGGAUACAGAGCCUACCUGCCCUCCAGACUGUGCAUCAAAAGCCUCUUCAUUCUGUCCAAUGAGACGGUAAAUAUCUGGAGCCAUCUGUUGGGCUUCCUGCUCUUCUUCUUUGUUGGGGUUUACAACAUGGUCUCAGUGCUGCCGGCCAUCGGCGCCUCUAAAGAGGACUACGUCAUCUAUUCCAUCGGACUCUUCUGCUUUCAGCUGUGUAUGCUGUGUUCGGUGGGUUAUCACCUGUUCUGUUGCCACCGCUCGGAGAAGACCAGCCGCCGCUGGAUGGCGCUGGACUACGCGGGGGUUUCCAUUGGCAUUCUGGGCUGCUAUGUCCCUGGAGUCUUUUACACCUUCUACUGCAAUAAUUACUGGCGGCAGGUGUACCUGGUGACGGUCCUGGCCAUGAUCCUGGCGGCCUUCUUCGCUCAGAUCCACCCUCAUUACCUCAGCAAGCAGUGGAAGCAGCUGCGCUCGCUCAUCUUCUGCGUGGUGGCCGGAUACGGCCUCAUCCCCACCGUCCACUGGAUCUGCAUCACUGGCGGCUUCUCUUCAGAGCUCGUCCAGGCUUUUGUUCCUCGAGUCCUGGGGAUGUAUUUCAUCGCUGCAUUAGCUCUCAUUUUCUACGUUUCAAAAGUUCCUGAACGCUACUUCCCGGGUCAGCUGAACUACCUGGGCUCCAGUCACCAGGUGUGGCACCUGCUGCUGGUGCUGAUGUUUUACUGGUGGCACCAGUCGUCGUGCUUUAUCAUGUCGUACAGACACAGCCAGCCCUGCCUCGACGCAUCCCACCACGCCUAGGACGCUGCUCUCAACGCUGGGAUCCCUGACUCUGUUAAACUGGUGGUGAAUGGCUGCAGUAUAUUCCAGCAUGCACAGGUACAAGGCGAGGAGACACCAUGGACAGGCCUUCAGUCGUUCUCCGUGUCCCCACAGAUGGACACAUUGGUACCUGUCUUCAGUCCACCUGACCUGUGGAGGAAACCAUUAGACCGUGACCGCCGGGAUGUGAGGUGACACAUGUUGAGUUUGUUUAAAGAUAAAACAGGACCUCUGGCUGAAACAAGCACAUUUUUACCAUCUUAUCACCAGAAACUCAACUCAAACUACAAAAUCUCCCGAAUUUUCACUGCAUCCAAAUUUACAUAACUUUAAAAGCAGCUUUCAUCACAGAUGCAGCGGCAAAAAACAAGACUCAAAUCAGUAGCAUUUCCUUUUUUUUAUAAGAGAUAAUGUUUUCUCUAAGUGCCUGUUAGUGAAACAUCAUGUAAGUCUUGUUAUGUAAAGGUUUGCUCUGAAGGCCAAUAUCUCAACUAAGUCACUCAUUUUUUUUAAAGGUUUAUAAACAGUGGUUCUCAAUCUGAGAAAAAAAAAGAAAUUUAAAAAAAUAAUCUAUUUUGAAUAUAGUUCCACUUUAUGAUGCUUUUAAAAGUUGUUCUGCCUGUAGGCUUCCUUCAUUAAGUAAUCAAGUAAAAUGACCUUAAAAGGGAAACUUAAAUGUUUUAAUGUCAACCCUCUGCACAGAUGUUCAAAGUAUGUGUGGAAAUCUUUUUACAGUGUUAAGAGCUGUGGAGCUCGACCCAAAUCCUUUCCAAUAGAUUCAUUUUAUUUCCAAACUACUAGUUGUACAAGUUGUUUGUGGUGAAACUGUUAGGUAUUUCCUAAUGAGAACAAGCAAAAACUAAGCAGUUUUAAUUCAUGUUUAGAUAGGAAAACCAAAGACUGCUGUGGAGCAAAGCUCAAUAUGUUCAUCAGUUUACAUUACAUUUUGAUUGUUCAUUUUGUCCAUUAGUGUGCACAGUAUUAUGUUUCUCACUGCUGAGAGACAACAGAUUGUUUUAAUCCCAGGGUGGUGAAAUGUACUUAUUCUAAAUACAGGUACUACACAGAAUCAUGAACUGUACAAGUACCUGGUCCUCCAGAAUGUAAUGUUUUUCUUUUCAUGUAUUGGGCUGCAAUGCCUCAGUUCAUCCUGGCAUUUAUAUCACUUCUGCACAGGAUGUUUGAGGGGAACAGCCUCACUGUUCACUACUGGAAUGUUUUCUUUGAGAAGUCCAGUUUAUUAAAAACUGCGCUGAAUCCCCUACGAGAUAAAAUUGUUUCUAAUUUCUCGCUCUCAUAUCUUAAUUUUAUUAUUUUUCAGCACUAACCGGUGAAAGUUAAGGCUUAUUAAAAUGGUGAGUGGUCAGCACGGCGUCUAGGGGCUGCUAUUAAGACUUUUAGGCCUUUUUAAACUGUGUCCCAGUUCUAAACUAAUACUUAUGUCUACACAUGUUGACAGUGCAUUACUUAGCAGUUUGUACAAAAAAGUACAUUUAUUUCUUGAACACUAAAAGAUACUGUAUCGUUUAGUCUACGUAACAUACUGUAUAUGCAACUGACAAAAAGCCCGACAUUUCAGUUGCCUAUAUGUAUCAGUGUUUAGCCACCUGCACUACACUGUCUCUACAUGUGCAUUGUAUACAAGGCUUCGGACAAUUUCAAAUCACUUUUUUUGAGCGGUCUGGGGAUGUAGCACCACUCACAAUUUUCUACUUUUCUUUACAGCAGUGAGAACAUCCUUUCCAUUUAAAGAAUGCUCAAAAGUCAAUUGACAUAUUCUAUGUAUUCUUGCAUGUUACUGUAAUUACUGUCAAGUAAGAAUUUGUUUGAAGUUAGGACACAGUUUUGUUUUUAAAGAUUAAAAGCACGGAUUUAACAUUUUUAAAAUCUGUAUCCACGUGCAUUGUAGUUCAUAUUUCAAUGACUACUUUUCUCCACACUGUACAUUCAGAUGACUUUACUUUUUCUCUCUAUAGUUUAGUACUGUAGUAACAACUGCUUUUUCUGCCUGAACUGAACUUUCGUUCAGACACAGUAAACCCCACAGUCUUUCUCCAGCUCACUUAGGGUGAUGUGCAAUGUUAAAGGUCAACUGUUUUGUUGUUUAAUUGCUUCAUUCCAAAAUGCAACACAACCAUGGUGGAUAGUCAUAUUUUAACUUAAACGCUCAGAAUUUCAAAAAAAUAAAUGUUUAAAUGAUCUCAAAUGUUAGUUUUGUACUUUUGACUCUUAAUGUUCAUGCAUUUCUGCUUGCCAUUGUUUAAUUACAAUAUCCAGUUAAAUGGUAGCUGUCUCAUUUUGGAAUGAAAGUCAUUUGUUUUGUGUGUAAUAUUCAAUGUUUGUUUAAGUUUUAGGCUGAGACAAAUGUUCUCUAGUGUUAAGAUUUCAGAUUGCUUUUGUUGUUCUGUAUUUAAAUUAUUCAUUAUGAACCUGCUCUGUACUGUUUGUAAACAUGUUUUCUUUGAUAAGCUCUAAAAGACAUCAGCUGUGUGUCUAAGACUCGUUUUGUAGCAGCGGAAAUUUUGUAUCUUGUCUUUUCAUACCUGAGCAAUCAAACUGCUGAACUUGUAAAAUAAAUAAAAUUAACCAUGUACUGUU
This is a messenger RNA of Sander lucioperca (pikeperch), 3786 nucleotides long. RefSeq names its product progestin and adipoQ receptor family member IIIa (gene paqr3a). The record is from RefSeq and is a predicted model, not a curated record. Gene Ontology annotation, molecular function: signaling receptor activity. Bases 124 to 1167 code for a protein of 347 amino acids. The transcript has 8 exons. Lineage: Eukaryota; Metazoa; Chordata; Actinopteri; Perciformes; Percidae. Gene Ontology annotation, cellular component: membrane.